Angiostrongylus costaricensis is the source of this 567-nucleotide messenger RNA. The record is from the annotation of a GenBank genome assembly. NCBI's taxonomy places the organism in Eukaryota, Metazoa, Nematoda, Chromadorea, Rhabditida, Metastrongylidae.
AUGAGAAAAUUAUGGGCUGUAAGUGAAAAGUUUGUGCAAAUAAAUAGUUUCUCAAUCACCUUGGGUGAAUUCACUGAAGCGCUUGCUUAUUUACCGUAUCUGCUUCAAUUGGCAUCGCUACGAUUUCUCUUUCGUUCAUUUCCCACGCUGUGUACGUCGCAAGCGAUUGACAUUAAAAAGAAACAGCGACUACAAACGCUUCUACUUGCGAUGGUUGUUAUUUUCGCUGUGUCAAGUCUACCUAUCGACCUUUUCAAUGUUUUACAGGAUAUGGAGAUCGUCUAUAAGGUCGAGACAGUGUCGAAAACUUUACGACAAUCCAUAUUUUUCUUUUCUCAUUGGCUUGCAAUGGCCGGUGCGCUGCUGAAUCCACUCGUUUAUGCUUGGUGGAAUACAAACUUUCGGCGACAAAUCCAGGAUAUCAUUAAUGGUCAUCGGCGGAAUUCGCUUAAAAGGAGACCGCACUCCGCUGUGGAUUCCGUGUGUAAAAAUCAGCAAAGGUGCGAUGAACGAGUUGUGGGUAUGCUUCGUGACAGACGUGAAUGUGAUAAUGAUGCACAGGUUUAA